Closterium sp. Naga37s-1 is the source of this 444-nucleotide messenger RNA. NCBI's taxonomy places the organism in Eukaryota, Viridiplantae, Streptophyta, Zygnematophyceae, Desmidiales, Closteriaceae. The record is from the annotation of a GenBank genome assembly.
AUGAUGGAUACAAUCUCGAAACUAAUCGACGUUUUUGGCCGGGAGGGUGCAGUGCGGAUCGUUAACCAGACGCCUACAGUGAUGGCGUAUUCUUGGAACACGAUUCAGGAUAAGAUUUUAUUCGUUACUGAGGUUAUGGGGAGGAGUAUUGCGGAUAUUGUGGUGUGGCCGGCUCUGCUGACGAGGAGCGUGGAGAAGCGGUUACGGCCGCGGUAUGGGAGGAAGAUUGCGAUGCUGGCGGAAAGGGAAGGAGCGGAGUAUGGGGAAAAGGGUGGAGGAGAGGAGGAUGGUGGAGAGGAGGGUGGAGGAGAGGAGGGUGGAAGGGAGGAGGAUGGAGGGGAGAAGGGCAGGGAGAAGGGUGGAGCAGAGAAGGGUGGCCGGGAGAUGGAGGGAGAAACCACUGGAGCAGAGGUAUUGGGAGAGAGGGAGAUGACAACUACAUGA